Arabidopsis arenosa is the source of this 1590-nucleotide messenger RNA. NCBI's taxonomy places the organism in Eukaryota, Viridiplantae, Streptophyta, Magnoliopsida, Brassicales, Brassicaceae. The record is from the annotation of a GenBank genome assembly.
CUUCUUGUGACACUCAAAACACACUGCAACUUCCACGGCUAAAUCAAGCAACACCAAGUCAAAAUCCGCCAUUAACGAUGCUUCUUCAAAACUUCUCCAACACCAUUUUCCUUCUCUUUCUCUUCUUCACACUCCUCUCCGCCACUAAACCCCUAAAUCUCACUCUCCCUCACCAACAUCCUUCCCCUGAUUCCGUCGCUCUUCAUGUCAUCAGGAGUGUCAAUGAAUCUCUUGCAAGAAGACAACUAGGCUCAUCCUCAUCAUCAUCAUCAUCCUCCUCUUGCCGUACCGGAAACCCAAUCGACGAUUGCUGGAAAUGCAGCGACUCAGACUGGUCAUCAAACCGACAAAGACUCGCCGACUGUUCAAUCGGCUUCGGACACGGCACACUCGGAGGCAAAAACGGCAAGAUCUACGUCGUAACAGACUCAUCCGACAACAACCCAACAAACCCAACACCAGGAACACUCCGUUACGGCGUAAUCCAAGAAGAGCCACUCUGGAUCGUCUUCUCUUCAAACAUGCUCAUCAGAUUAAAACAAGAACUCAUCAUCAACAGCUACAAAACCUUAGACGGUCGUGGCUCAGCCGUACACAUUACCGGAAACGGUUGCUUAACUCUCCAAUACGUUCAACACAUCAUCAUCCACAACCUCCAUAUCUACGACUGUAAACCUUCAGCUGGAUUCGAAAAACGUGGUAGAUCCGAUGGAGAUGGGAUCUCGAUUUUCGGAUCUCAGAAGAUCUGGGUUGAUCAUUGUUCUAUGAGUCAUUGCACCGACGGGCUUAUUGAUGCUGUGAUGGGUUCAACAGCUAUAACUAUAUCUAACAAUUACUUCACGCAUCACGACGAAGUGAUGUUGUUGGGUCAUGAUGAUAACUAUGCUCCUGAUACGGGGAUGCAAGUGACGAUAGCGUUUAAUCAUUUUGGACAAGGGCUUGUUCAGAGGAUGCCUAGAUGUCGGAGAGGUUAUAUUCAUGUAGUGAAUAAUGAUUUCACUGAGUGGAAAAUGUAUGCUAUUGGUGGUAGUGGUAAUCCCACCAUUAACAGUCAAGGAAAUCGUUACGCUGCUCCUUCUGAUCCUAGCGCUAAAGAGGUGACGAAGCGAGUGGACUCGAAGGACGAUGGUGAAUGGGCGAAUUGGAAUUGGAGAACAGAAGGAGAUUUGAUGGAGAAUGGAGCUUUCUUUGUGGCUUCUGGUGAAGGAAUGAGCUCAAUGUACUCUAAAGCUUCUAGUGUUGACCCUAAAGCUGCUUCUCUCGUCGACCAGCUCACUCGAAACGCUGGCGUUUUUGGCGGUCCCAGGGAUGAUCAAGGUCAGAGUGGCAAUUCUUAUUCUCCUUAUGGAGGCGACGGUGGAGGUGGGAGCAGCGGAGGAGGGAUGGACGAUAUGGGUGGUAUGAGCGGUACAACGAGAGGAAGCAGCAGCAGCGGCGACGACAGCAAUGUCUUCCAGAUGAUAUUUGGAAGCGAUGCACCGUCUCAGCCGCGAUUAACGUUAUUGUUUUCUUUGUUAAUGAUUUCGGUUUUGUCAUUAUCAACUCUAUUAUUGUGGUAGAACGGAUGGAUAACAAAUAGGAUUUGGACCG